Molecule: messenger RNA, 873 nt
Organism: Penicillium canariense
Lineage: Eukaryota; Fungi; Ascomycota; Eurotiomycetes; Eurotiales; Aspergillaceae
Product: inositol monophosphatase family protein
Exons: 3
Coding region: 1-873 (290 amino acids)
Biological process (GO): signal transduction; inositol metabolic process; phosphatidylinositol phosphate biosynthetic process
Molecular function (GO): inositol monophosphate 1-phosphatase activity
Source: RefSeq, a predicted model, not a curated record
AUGGCUCCCCCCAAUCUGAAUGAAAUCCAUGAGGUUCUAGUCUCAUUGGCCUUCCAGGCCGGGGACAUUAUCACCAAUGCCCUCCCAGACACCAGCGGCACCGGCUCGAAGAAGAACAGUGCCGACUUGGUGACCGAGUAUGACCGCGCCGUCGAGAACAUGAUCUCGACUUCAUUGAAGGACAAAUACCCGGAUUAUGAAUUUCACGGUGAGGAAACCUACGACUCUGCACGCCCGUUGACAGAGGCCCCGACGUUUGUCGUGGAUCCGAUUGAUGGCACCGUCAACUUCGUGCACAGCUUCCCGCAUGCCUGCGUCUCGCUCGGUUUCGCCGUCGGCCGAGUCCCCACCGUGGGUGUCGUCUACAAUCCCUUCACCAAAACCCUCUACUCGGCUAUCCGGGGCCAGGGUGCGUUUCGCAAUCGGGAGACCCGUCUACCCCUGAGGGGCGAGAACGUCGAGCCCUUGUCAGGAUUACCCAAUGCCCUCGUCAGCAUUGAAUGGGGCUCAGACCGCAGCGGGCCGAAUUGGGAGACGAAGGUACGGACGUUUGAGAAGCUGGGCCAGUCCAAGGAGGACGGCGGGGCGAUGGUCCGCUCCUUUCGGAGUCUGGGGUCUGCGGCGUUGAACCUGUGUGCCGUCGCAGAGGGCACCAUGGAUCUCUACUGGGAAGGCGGGUGCUGGGCGUGGGAUGUGUGUGCGGCGUGGGUCAUCUUGGCUGAGGCAGGCGGCAUCAUGGUGGAUGGCAACCCGGGAGGUUGGGAGACCCGUCUGGAUGGACGGAAAUACCUGGCGGUUCGGGGCGCGCCACAGGGUCAAAAGGAGCUAGUGGAGGAGUUUUGGAGCUAUAUCCAAGGCAGAUUGGCGUAUUAG